Molecule: messenger RNA, 1350 nt
Organism: Recurvomyces mirabilis
Lineage: Eukaryota; Fungi; Ascomycota; Dothideomycetes; Mycosphaerellales; Teratosphaeriaceae
Exons: 1
Coding region: 1-1350 (449 amino acids)
Source: RefSeq, a predicted model, not a curated record
AUGGCGCCUGCAGUGGUUGCAACUCGGAUGCUCAGGAACAGCGAGCAAUACUCCGACAUUGCUGGACUGUCAGAAUCGUCCUUGGAGCUCGACAAGCGUAGCACGGAUGGCGUACCUCGUUUCAUCGCCCGCGACACAUCCUCUAACUCACUCUCGUUCACCAAAAGCAACCAUGCUAUCGUCGCUCGAGAUACCGCCACUACUUACGUCCCAGGCACCGGCUCACGACCUCCUGCUGCCUUCAAUAACAAAUUCUUCUUCGCCCUCUUCGCCAUCAUUGGCGUAAUAAUGGUCUUGGGAGCCCUAUGGUUCUUCUUCUGGGCGAAGAACGGUGGCUUCAAGUACCAACAAGGCGACUGGGAUGACUACAAGAGUACGGUGUUGCGUCGGAAAGGUCCAGACGGCAAGACCUUGAGUAACGCAACCAAGAGCACGAAGCUGGGGUAUGGUGCGAGUACCAUAGCAGGUACACAACACUAUGCCUGGCAGAAGCAAGCAGCGAAAAGUGUUGUCGGUCGUGAUGAGAAGGGCAGGAAGGGUAUCCGGGCAAAGCGUGGUUGGGCCAAGACACACAGCGUUCUCUACUCAGACGACUACAUGACGGAAACUUUCGGCACCCAGACUGUAUCAGACAUGACCGAAGUCCGCAUCGAAGCAGACUAUGCCGACCAUUCGAAACGCUACCGCGAUCGCGACGUUCAACAGUACAAGAAGGAAAAGCCCGCUCGUGUAGGUGGCCUAAAUCGCAUAGCAGAUGGCAGCAACUUCGGCACCACCGUUGGAGGCUCAGAAGUGUCCGAAACCUGCUCGGAAGCUGCUCUCCUCCCACGCGAAGCCCGCGAACAACGCAUCAAAGAAAAGGAGAAAAAGCACGCCGAACGUAUGGCCAAAGAAGAAGCAGCACGAAUGGAACGUCGCUGGCGCAAAGAAGCCGAAGAAGCCGCCGCGUCCCUCGCCCGCGAAAACGCUGACUCCCGACCUCCUCCACCACCAACUCACACCGCGACCCGGAAAUCUGCCGCUCCAGCAGCAAAGCCCGGCCCUAGCAAACAACGUCGCAGUGAGUCCAGCUCCGCAUCGCCCAGGAAACGUAACUUCAGCUACGGGGCUGGCCCAGAGUCUGAGGUCCUUAGCACGGCUUACACAGGCACGCAUACCGAGUCUAGCAGCGGUGGUACGCGCUCAGCAUCGUACUACGACGAGUAUCGUCCACGCGCCAGCGAGAACCCACGAUACAACGAGACCAAGACGACAGCGAAUAGGCCUAGGCAGAGUUCGCCCAAGAAGGGUCCACCGGGCAGGAAGGGCAGGGAAGGCUACAGGCGCGGGGCAGAUAGUGAUUUGGACUAG